AUGUCCAUGCACGCACAAAAGAUUGCCGACGGCGACGUCGCCAUCGAUCUCCACCCGUUCAUACGCAAAUACAACGACGGCCGCGUCGAGCGUAUCCUGCGCAGCAGCUUCGUGCCGGCGUCGGAGGACCCCGCCGCCAGCCGCGGCGGGGUGGCGACGAGGGACGUCAUCAUCGACGAACGCAACGGCGUGUUCGCGAGGCUAUUCCUCCCGUCCGCUGCCCCCGCCGCCGGAAGCAGGAGGAGGCUUCCCGUCAUCUUGUACAUCCACGGCGGCUCCUUCUGCACCGAGAGCGCCUUCUGCCGGACGUACCACCGCUACGCCGCCUCCCUCGCCUCGCGCGCCGGCGCCCUCGUCGUGUCCGUCGAGUACCGCCUCGCGCCAGAGCAUCCCGUGCCCGCGGCACACGAUGAUGCGUGGGCCGCGCUGCGUUGGGUGGGAUCCCUCUCAGACCCCUGGCUCGCCAACUACGCGGACCCCAGCCGCACGUUCAUCGCCGGCGACAGCGCCGGCGGCCACAUCGCGUACCGCACGGCGGUGCGCGCCGCCAGCCGCGAAGGCGGCGACAUCGGCAUCGAGGGGCUCAUAAUCAUCCACCCUUACUUCUGGGGAGCUCGCAUGCUGCCUUCCGAGGCGGCCUGGGACGGCGAGUCGGUGAUCAAGCCGCAUCAGGUCGGCGAGCUCUGGCCGUUCGUGACGUCCGGCAAGGCGGGCAACGACGACCCAUGGAUCGACCCUCCCGUCGAGGAGGUCGCGUCGCUAACCUGCCGUCGCGCGCUGGUGGCCGUGGCGGAGAAGGACUUCCUACGCGACCGCGGCCGCCUCCUCGCCGCCCGCAUGCGCGGCUGCGCGUGGGCCGGUGGCGGCGACGGACGCAACGUGACGCUUGUGGAGUCGGAGGGCGAGGACCACGGGUUCCACCUCUACAGCCCUCUCCGCGCGACCAGCAGGAGGCUCAUGGAGAGCGUCGUGAGGUUCAUCAACGAGAGGAGCGCGGCGGCGGCGGUGGCGGCGACCUCGCCGUGGCCGGCCGGUGUCCUGCCGGAGUUGCACGAGUGCUCGCCGUCGCGCGCACGCAAGGGCAAGAUGUCGAAGGCCCAGCCACUCUUGAGCGUGCCUUCGAGGCCGUACCAGGGAGUAUUUCUCAAUGGGCCGGAUUUGCAAGCUCCGCGUGGCCCAAGUGCCAUGAAGAUCAAUAAUGCAUUGACAGUUGGGCUGGAUAAAGCAUCGAAGAGAGGGUUCGGUUCAUUUGCGACCUGGGCCAACCCUAAUAAUCGCAGGGCAAUCAAGCGCCCUCUGUCAGCAUCAGUUUCACGGAAUAUUGUGGCCAAGAAUUUCUUUUAG
Messenger RNA from Oryza sativa Japonica Group (Japanese rice), 1344 nucleotides. RefSeq names its product probable carboxylesterase 5. Lineage: Eukaryota; Viridiplantae; Streptophyta; Magnoliopsida; Poales; Poaceae. The record is from RefSeq and is a predicted model, not a curated record. Gene Ontology annotation, molecular function: hydrolase activity.